Messenger RNA from Tetrahymena thermophila SB210, 2226 nucleotides. RefSeq names its product tetrin C, putative. Lineage: Eukaryota; Ciliophora; Oligohymenophorea; Hymenostomatida; Tetrahymenidae. The transcript is spliced from 2 exons. The record is from RefSeq and is a predicted model, not a curated record.
AUGUACAAUAGCAGAAGUCCUUACACCUCUUCCCCUAUCAAGAAAAACCCCUCAGUUGUUAAUCCUGUUAACACCAGUUACUCACGUAGCCCAAUCAACUACUCCAGAACUCCUGAAACUUCAAAGAAAACUGGCCCCAAUUACGAAGGAGGUUUAAACUAAAGCACUGCCUACAAGAAUAAUAUUAUCGGUAAUGGUGAAGAAAUCGAUUUAUGGAAGAGCAGAUGCAAUGAACUUGAAAGCAGCUUGUGCUAAGCUAACACUGACUUAGAAUUGGCUCACUUCCGUGCUAAAAAGGCUCUUGAGCUUGAACACAAAUGCGAAGAAUUAGUUCGUAUGAAUGGUAAUCUAUCUUAAGAAAAUGAAGGAUUACAAAAGCAAACUAAUUAGCGCAAAGCCGAAAGCGACAUUUGGAGACAAAAGUAUGAAACUUAAAUGAAUAAUAUAAUUUCUCUUAAGUCCAACUAUGAAAUGGAAUUAAAGCGUUUAUCAACAGAAAAUGCUCGUCUCCGCGAUGAAUUAAAGCAAGGAGAAAUUGAUAAGGUCAAGGAAAAUGAAGAUGUUCGUUUCAAAUUGACCACAGACUCUCAUGAUAAGAUAGAAAACUUGAAGAAAUCUCAUCUUGCCAACAUUGAACUCUACGAAGAAUAACUCCGCAAACUUCGUAAUAUUGUCGAAGAUCGUGAAAAGGAAAUUGCUAAGCUCAGCAGCCAAAUUUCUCAAGCCCGCUACGAUGGUUCUUCUGAAGCCUACCGUCUUAAUGAAGAUCGUGAAAAGUUGAAGAUGAAGAUCUCUGAAUUAGAAGUUGAAAGUCGCUAAGAACUUGAAAACUUAAGAAGCAAACUCGACUAACAAGCCAGCGAAUAGCUUGAUUCCCUUAAGAAGUUGCAUGAUAAUGAAUUGGAAGUUAUGAGUGGUGAAAUCCAUAAACUUCGUAACCUACUUGAUGUUAAGACUAAAGAAAUAGAAGCUCUUAUUGACUAAAACAGAGGAUUAAAGCGCAAUUAUGAAGAAGAAACCCACAACUUGCGUCAUGACUUACAAGCCUUGAAGGACCGUAUCGCUGAUAACAAUGAUUUCGCCAACAGUGAAAUCUCUGCUCUCCAUGAUUAACUUCAUAAUCAACACACUUCUGACAUUUAAGGUUUAAAGUUCCACCACGAAAAUCAAAUCUAAGCCCUUAAUGCUGAAAAGGAUGAACUUUAAAAUAUUAUUGAUGCUAAGGAAGCAGAAAUUCAAAACUAAAUCCGCGAAAAGCAACUUGUACGUGAUAGUCUUAAUGAUGAAAUCAAUCGUCUCAUGGCUGACGUUGAUAAUUGGAAAAUAAAAUAUACUUACCUUGACAACUAACGCGCUUAAGAAAAUUAAGAAGCAGCUAUCAAGUAUGACACCCUCAACAACCAAUAAAAUGAAUUCGCUUCUGCUCAACGCAAUUAAAUUAAGUAUCUCCAAGAAGAAAUUGAAAAUCUUAAAUAGUUACUUCUUGCUAAGAAUUAAGAAAUUGAUUCAAACCGUGCUCAACACGCUGAAAUCCGUGACGGUCUUGAAUAAGAUAUUUCUAAUGCCUUUGCUGAAAUUGAAGAAUGGAAGAAGAAGUAUGCUCAUCUCUAACAUGAACGUGAUAUCACAGUUGAAGAUUUGAAGCUUAAGCUCUCUGUCUUAGAAACAAAGGCUAACGAACAAAAGAAGAAGUUAGAAUCAACCAUCAACUACUUAAAGGAAGACAUUCAAAGACUUAAAGAUACCAUCGAAAUCAAGGAAAAAGAAGUUUAAAAUCACUUGAAGCACAGAGAAUUACAAGACAGAGAAAUCAAAAAACUCAAAUAAGACAAUGACAGUCAAAAUGACCAUCUUAGAAGAUUAGAAAAGCUCAAGGCUAGUGAAUUAGAAGAUUAGAGAAAGAAAUUAGAAACUUCUAAUAAUAACGUCAUUGAAUCUAUUAAGAUUUCUCAUCAAAACUAAGUCAAUAUUAUGAACACUGAAAUAAAUGAUCUCAAGCACCUUGUCAACUUAAAGGAUUAAGAAGUUCACGAUAUGAUCAACAAAUAUGAAAAGUUAGAAUCUGCAAUUGGUGAAUUUAAAUACAACGCUGAAAAACUUAAAGAACAUCAAUCUCAAAUAUAAGCUUUAGGAAACGAAAUUAUAAAUAAUAAGAGUAUCUAUGAUUCUUACUCCAAAGCUAGACACACAAGAUAUCCCUCUUCUGCUUCUAAGAUCUAAUAAUGA